AUGCCCUUUUUCAUCGACACUGAGGAGUAUCCCAGACAUUCGGCUAAGAGACGGAAACUCUCGACACUGCCAGGCAUGGCUCGAUACUCCGUGCAUACAUUCCACGAGACCGGGGAGUCCCGGGGUGGGAAAGAAGAGGACGUGGAGAUAUGCGAAGAGAGCAGGACAGAACACUGUUCGGAUGAAGGGGCGGUCCCCCUCAGAACGAGUGACCGGGAAGAAUUGAUCCAAUGUAUCAAACGAGGUCAACGACCAACAUGGGUUCCCAAACCUGGGUUUGAAGCACUACGUGCGGCAGAAGAUGCUCAACAUGUCAGCCCUGCCGUUACAGACCCCCGCCCUGGUGCUUCGGCUCAAAGUGCCCCAGUGGAGGGCAAUCAAACUCAGCGAAGGUCUCCUACCACAGACGAGACGAAUGGAAUGCCUGCCACGGCUUCUCGACAUCAUUCUCCGUCUGCCUUCCAUACUGGUGACUUUAAUCAUUGUACCAGCCUUGCAUCUUCGAAGUGGAAUAGCAGUGUCCCGACUUCAGCGCGGCGUUCAUUUGGGGCUGCCUACAGUGUCUCUCCCCCACCAUGGCAGUCCGAUCACCAGAUCCUGGUGUCCCCUCUGGCAGCCACAAGCCCGCCUCUUGACACCUGGAAACGGAACAGAGCACCCUCCAUUGGGAGCAGUUUAUCAUCUAGCUUUGUCAUGAGAGUUCCUACGAGCCCUCUUGUGCAUGCCAUCAACAACACUUCUCUGGAUACGUCGGCCAGAGAUGUCCGGUCGGAUGACGAUAACACGAUCAGCUCCGGAAGGAGGAGAACCAUGCCCCCGAGCGCUUUUGCCUCCUUGCAGUUUUCACCACCCGAUGACCAUCAUCGGAAGCACAAUUGGUCUUCGCCAUGUGCUUCGGAUCACCCGGCUACGCUCCCGCAAGGUCACAGGACCCGCCGCUCACUGAGUUCUUUUACGUACCAGCCGGUGGCCAGUCCAAACUAUUCGGCAAAACUUCGUCGGCCGUCCCUGGCUUCCGAUGUUUCACCGCGUCAGCGAGCCUCUAUGGUAGGUUCCUUCGAAGAGUCUAUCCUUCGUGGCAGAAUGUCGACGCCACCUUCCAAACCCUUUGACUUUGUUGCGCAAAUCGGCGUUGUUGGAAAAGGCAACUGCCCAUCAAGUCUCAAAUGUCCAGCCCACGUCACGGUGCCGUUUCCCGCGGUAUUCUAUAGUUAUCCGUCUGCCACCACAUCUCGGUCCAUAUCGGACGAUAAUCCCAGUCCCUAUGUAGGCGUUAUCGACCUCCAACGCAAUUUACCACCUUUGGAGCACGGUUCUCGCCGUAUCCGACGAUCGGACAGCAGCCUUGAUCCGGAAGCACUUGCGGCUGAAAUCACCAGUCCGGAAAAUACACCAAUUGGCAGAGCUUUGGCAAGAGAAGCAGAGCAGAAGAAGCCAAAGGAAAAGAAACCAGCUUCUCACAAGUCACCGCCUGGAGGAGCCUAUCGGGUACCGCAAAAAGGACAGCUUCAGAUUAUCAUAAAGAACCCCAACAAAACCGCCGUCAAGCUCUUCCUCGUCCCUUAUGACCUUGAGGGAAUGCCUAUUGGGACAAAGACCUUUGUGCGCCAACGGAGCUUUUCGUCCGGACCUAUUCUAGAAGCCACAGUGUCUGAGCAGCAAGCCAAUUUAGCUGCUCGGGACCCUCUGAGCCAGAAGGACAUACUCCGGUACCUGAUCCACAUCAAGUUCUGUUGUACUUCGAAAGGGCGAUUCUACCUUUACGACAAUAUUCGUGUUGUCUUUGCCAACCGAGUCCCGGACGGCAAAGAGAAGCUGAGGAACGAAGUGCAGUUGCCAGAGCCUCGAUUCAGUCCAUAUAAGCCGCCGGUAGAAAGCGGGUCACGGAGCCCAAGUCUAGCGAAGGGCGAUUGUCCGCAGGCUGGGACAUCUCCAUCACCACAGUUUGGCGAGUUUGAUGGCAGUUAUGGACUUGGCAUUGGGCACCUGCAGGCCAGCAGAGCACAGCACCCCAAGUCUAUUCCAUUUCACAUUCUCCCUAGGACUAUCGAGCCUUGUUUGAAUAAGUCACAAGACGAAGCGCAGGCAGAGCAAACCGCUUCCAGUGAGGCCAAGCGGCACGCGUCCCCCAUCCCUGGCUUCAGGCCAUCCACAAGUUCGCGAAAUUCCCCUGUUCCAUGGCCGUCUUCAAGCGGGUCAACCAUGGUGCGAAGUUUCUCCCCGGCUGCAGUGGAGGCAGGCGAUGGCUUGAUAUCUCGACAACUAAGGGAGCUCAACGGUGGCAAUAGUGAUCAGAUCACCUAG
Molecule: messenger RNA, 2304 nt
Organism: Exophiala dermatitidis NIH/UT8656
Lineage: Eukaryota; Fungi; Ascomycota; Eurotiomycetes; Chaetothyriales; Herpotrichiellaceae
Exons: 1
Coding region: 1-2304 (767 amino acids)
Source: RefSeq, a predicted model, not a curated record